Messenger RNA from Triplophysa dalaica, 2330 nucleotides. RefSeq names its product BSD domain containing 1 (gene bsdc1). The record is from RefSeq and is a predicted model, not a curated record. Bases 41 to 1261 code for a protein of 406 amino acids. Gene Ontology annotation, cellular component: cytoplasm. The transcript is spliced from 11 exons. Lineage: Eukaryota; Metazoa; Chordata; Actinopteri; Cypriniformes; Nemacheilidae.
GAGGUCAGAGGGUCACGGCGGAUGACGUCAUGCGCUAAAGAUGGCGGACGGAGAAGGAGGAUGGUGGGGGGGCUGGCUAACACAAAGCUUCCAGACCGUCAAAGAUAAGUCAGCUGAGGCAUUAGAAUUUAUCAAACGGGACCUGACAGAAUUCUCCAGCGUGGUCCAACAUGACGCGACGUGCUCUAUUGUUGCCACAGCGAACGUUGUUAAGAACAAACUGGCAGUGGAAGGUUCAUCAGAAACCGCAGAAAAAGUGAAGAAAAGCAUUUCCAAUGUUUUGGGCGUGAUCACAGACACUUUGUCCCCUCCCGCAGACAUGACUAUUGACUGUGAUGUCAUAACGUUGGUAGCCACGCCCACAGGCACAACAGAGGUGUACGACAGCGGCAAGGCUCGACUCUACAGUCUCCAGGCAGAUCCUGCGACAUACUGCAAUGAACCUGACGGCCCUCAACAACAGUUUGAUGCCUGGCUGUCCAGUUUCAGUCUGGAAGAGAGAAAAGUAGAAAUCUCUGAAUUGCUGGUCAAUAGUCCAGCCAUCAGAGCGCUCUACACUAAAAUGGUGCCUGUAGCAGUAGCACACUCCGAGUUCUGGCAGCGGUAUUUCUACAAAGUUUUCCAGUUGAAGCAGGAAGAGGCCAGGAGGGUGGCAUUAAAGCAGAGAGCAGAACAGACGGCUCACUCCGAGAGUCUCGGUUGGGAGGAGGAGGAUGAAGAAGGUGAGUUUCUCGGGGCUACAUCUACAUCUCGAUUAGAUUUCACUCCCCCUUGUGAGGAGACACAAGAGACCACUCCAGAAAGCACCUCACCGCCUCAGGGGGUGGUUUCCCCCGGCAACGUAACGUCUGACGUCACCCCCUCUGCGAGCAGUGACAGCGUCAGUUUCCCCACCCAGAUCGAAUACCAGUCGGACCCUGUCACCAUCAGAGUGACCCAGAUGCCGCCUGCUGAGGAACAGCUCUCAAUCAAACUCUCAGAGGUCAGCGUGCUGGACAUGGUCCCAGAGGAGAGACCAUCACAGCGUGAAGAGACCACCAAAGAGGAGGUACCUCAAGACCUCAGAGUGUUUGAGCUUAACUCGGAUAGCGGAAAAUCUACACCUUCCAAUAACGGCAAGAAAGGUUCAAGUACAGAUGUGAGUGAAGACUGGGAGAAAGAAUUUGAUCUGGAUAUGACAGAAGAGGAAGUCCAGAUGGCUUUGUCUAAAAUUGAUGCAACAGAAGAGUUGGAGGAUGAGGACUGGGAAAACUGGGAAUGAUAACCUGGUGAUGGGAUUGCUGGCCUGACAUCAAUGCGAGACGUUGGUGUUCACCAAACCAUCCAUGCUUAUGUAUUUAACUCCUGGUCUACAGCCACAUCUGCUCAUUCAAGUGAACAGGUCACCCCCUCUCGAAUGACAUUCACAUCCAAGAUAAACACACAUCUACAAAGCUCAUCUGAAGUAUGUCCUUUAACCGUGCCGAUGAAGGGGUGAAACACUAAGACUGUUCAGAGAAGUAUUGGUUAAUGCGGAGGGAUCAUUUUUGCUUGCCCUAUGUAAAUUCAUGUUAUUCUUCUUUUAAGAUUACAGCGAGAAAUGGAAACGAAUUACCAGAGCUCCUGAUUAGCUGUAUUAUAUGACGCCGUUCAUCGUUCUUAUAGAAUUAGGAUAUUCUUCACAUGAAAAUAUAUAUAAGUUAUGUUUUUGUUCUCUUUACAUACUAACACCUUUAGUCAUAUCAAGUUGUUCUAGCAUUGAGAAUGGGAAUGGAGUUACGCCUUUUUCGCUCUGCUGGUCUUUCAUGGCCUUGCUCAGUGUUGUGUGGAAUUAAAGAAAAGGUAUGAAAAGUAAAAAAGUGAAUAUUUCACUAAACACAACCAGUUGCUUCUUGUGCUGUCCACUUUCUUUUUCUGUCCUGUCUGUAUGCGUGUCAAGUUUCUUCUCAAAUUCGUUUGAAAACACAUCAAAAUAUGGCCAAAAUCUUCUUUUAUCAGAGCCUGAGGGAACUUUAAUUUAAGAAAUAUUUUCAAUUUACUACGUUUGUCUGUUUGGUUUAAAAUGCAAACCAUUCUGAUGUACCGGGGAUUCUGACUUGUGUAGAGAUAGCCUAGAAAAACUGCUCAUUUUGGAUGAAUACAGCAUACAAAUUAAGAUAUUGUAAACUAUACUGCUGUCUUCAGAAUGCCUUGUCGCAAGUAAUGCUGUUUGUCUAAAGUAUUUAUUUAGUCCUUAAUUUCGAUUUAUAAUCUGUGUCAAUAAUGAUUAUCAUGCUUGUCAAUAUUUUUUACAACUAUAUUGUCCUCUAUUUUUCCAAUGAGCAUCACCAUUAAAAGCAAUAUCAUUCAAA